Molecule: messenger RNA, 561 nt
Organism: Encephalitozoon hellem ATCC 50504
Lineage: Eukaryota; Fungi; Microsporidia; Unikaryonidae
Exons: 1
Coding region: 1-561 (186 amino acids)
Source: RefSeq, a predicted model, not a curated record
AUGAAUGGAUGGAGAGUUUUCAAGUACUCAAGAAGAAUGGAGAGGGAAGGCGAUGAAAAGUCAUUCUGUGGACUUGAUUUGGGAAUGGUGUGCCAAGUAAUACUUCAUUCACAGCCGGAUAGCCAGGGAGUCAAAAGGGAGAAAUGGCUUCAUGUGUUCACGGAGGGGAGCAAGACACUGGAACUGCUCUUGCUACCAUCUAUGCUAGAGGUGAGGCUCUAUGUUGUUUCUGCAGCCAGGCAAGAACUGGUGAUAUUAGAAAGGAUAAAUCUCGACAGCAGGUGGGACAUCCGAGCCUGUGUGAAUAAGCGAGUGCUUAGAUGCACAUGUGAAGAAAGAAGAUUUCAGGUUGUCUUCUUCAACGAGGAAGAAAUAGAGGCCUUUGGAGCCAAGGCUUGGCGUUUUCCAGAACCUCAUGUCUUGAAUAUGGAGAAGCCUGUGGCUGAAGGGCUUAUAGAGGUUUCUGAGAGCAGGGAGAAUACAAAAACGGCAUCUAAGCACAAAGAUAAGGAAGAGAUUAUUGAAGAGUUUUUAUCGUUGCUAUUUGGAACUUCAGAAUGA